This is a messenger RNA of Plectropomus leopardus (leopard coralgrouper), 1227 nucleotides long. RefSeq names its product transgelin-like. Gene Ontology annotation, biological process: actin filament organization. Lineage: Eukaryota; Metazoa; Chordata; Actinopteri; Perciformes; Serranidae. The record is from RefSeq and is a predicted model, not a curated record. Gene Ontology annotation, molecular function: actin filament binding. Gene Ontology annotation, cellular component: actin cytoskeleton.
GCUCUCUCUCUCUUUCUGUUGAAUGUGGUGAAGUCAUAUAUUUCAGACGAGGCUGUUUGCUGUAUUUGUGUUGGCAGUCCUGUGUGGUGCACUCUGCACUGUGUCGUAAGAAGGAAGAAUAGCGGGAACACAGCUACACAAGUCACCUGUAUUCACCUGAAAGCCACUACACAAAGAUCAGAAUGGCAAACCAAGGUCCUAAAUUCGGUCUGAGCCGGGAGGUACAAUGUAAGAUUGAUAAGAAAUAUGACCCGGAACUGGAGGAAAGGUUGGUGGAGUGGAUCGUCCUCCAGUGUGGCGCGGACCGGCCUGAGCCAGGCAAGGUCGCAUUCCAAAACUGGCUCAAGGAUGGAUGUGUGCUCUGUCAGCUCAUCAAUAGCCUUUAUGGAGCCAACAAGCCAAUCAAGAACAUCAAGAACCCCGGCAUGGCGUUUAAGCAGAUGGAGCAAAUAUCUAUGUUUCUCAGCGUUGCGGAAAACUAUGGAGUCACCAAAACAGACAUUUUUCAGACUGUAGACCUCUUUGAAGCCAAGGACAUGGCUGCUGUCCAGAGGACCCUGAUGGCUCUGGGUAGUUUGGCUGUGACAAAGGACGAUGGGUGUUACAAGGGAGACCCCAACUGGUUCCACAGGAAAGCCCAAGAGAACAGGAGAGACUUUACGGAACAGCAGCUGAGUGAAGGCAAAAGUGUCAUCGGCCUGCAGAUGGGCACAAAUAAAGGAGCAUCUCAAGCUGGAAUGAGCUAUGGACGACCCAGGCAGAUCAUCAACAACAACUGAAUCUGAGCAAUGCUUCAACCCUCCCAGACACUCUGAAAGGCCAGUGAGGACGGAGAAACUCUGAUUCUUACUUUGGCCAUGAGGAGAAAUGUGACCUGACCUAAACUGGACCAAAACCGGGACCAAUGAGAACUUGUGCACAUAUAAAGCACGUACUUCAUGUUGAGCACACGUACAUAAAUAGAUACCUUCAACUGUGCAAGUAAACAAUUAGCGAGAGCAUUUUGCAUUGUAAAUUAUAUUUUUUCUUAGGGGAUCAUUCCAGUUGUUGCAUCUUUUAACAUGCUACCUGAAAACCAAGUGUGCUUUACAUGACUAAAAAACGGCAAAAUUUUAGAUUUCUUACCUUCCAGACAUCCAGGGGUUUCAUUUUAUUUCAGUUCACUAUACAAAUCAGUUUGCAAAGACUUGUAACUUGCAUCACAUUCAGCCAAGGGUGUAGGUUUUG